Messenger RNA from Ogataea angusta, 1107 nucleotides. RefSeq lists its product as uncharacterized. The coding region runs from base 1 to 1107 and encodes 368 amino acids. The record is from RefSeq and is a predicted model, not a curated record. Lineage: Eukaryota; Fungi; Ascomycota; Pichiomycetes; Pichiales; Pichiaceae. The transcript has a single exon.
AUGCGAUUUGGCAGGAAGCGCAGGAAGCUCGAUUUAAAGACUUCAAGCAAUGAUAUAACAUUCGGAAGGCUAAAGCACCAUCAAAUAGGGGCGCACGAUCUUACCUUUGAGGACCAGGAACUGAAGCAAACUUACAACCACAGAAAAGUGCUACCUGGUAGACAGUCCCCGGUCAAGGAAACUGGAUCAUUAAAGAGGAUCUGCUCCAGUCGAAUUGCUCAUGCGGCCGAACUAAUCACGAGCUACCACAUAGAGACGACAGACUCCAAUUGGAAUAUUUGGCGGCCUGUGUGGAAUUUCAUUCUCAAAUACGAAAAAGACACUCCUGCUAUUUUUGAGCUGUUUGCGGAUUAUUUUGCGCAAAAAGACGACUUCUACUGCCAUCGAAUACCUGCAAACUGGCGGAACCUCGACAAUUAUAAACGUGGGACGUUUGUUGAACUGAAUUCAAUCAAUCGCAAACAUAGAUUUGAGACAUUCUACCAGCAUGUAUCGUUAGGUACGCUUUUUACUGAUCUACAACGCUUAAAAUUUGAGAACUUGGUUGUGUUAUCGUUACAAGGCAUAGAUUUGACAAAAAGAAACCUUUGUCUAAAUGUCCUUUCAAGCAUGAGAUAUUUGAACGUUUCGCACGCAAAUGUUAACGACCAGAUGCUCAAAAGCUGGAGCAUUAGCAUGAAAAACGGAAAUUUGAAAAGCCUCUGCUGCCUAAUCUUGAACCACAAUAACCUGGAAAAAGUCGAUUGCAUCCUGGACUCUCCCUUACAGUAUCUUGAGAUUGACAUUGUGAUCGAACAUCCGCACUGGAGAUCAAAUACAAAUUCCAAGCUAACUGUUCUUCCGGAUGGACUAAAAUUUGCGCAGAUCAUGGGCAAGGAUUACUGCAAUUCUCAGAUCAUUUUCGAUUGUAAGGUAUCGAGCACUGAAGGUAGCGAGUCGCUCGAGAAAUUGUGGAAAAGCAGGUUUCAGUCAUCAAAUCCCAGCCGUCGAGUAUUUCAGUAUACCCGUAUUGCCGACUCGAAGCCAAGUAUUUUGUCAAGGCAGACCAAGUCCCGUCCAAAAGCGCGCGCAAAGAAACUCGAUCUGAAGACAUUUUUCGACAUAUAG